AUGUCUACUAUUGUUGAGUCCGCUCAAACAACCACCACUAUUUCGCCUGAUAACAAGGCAACCAAGUAUGAAUCCCUCACUAAGGGAAUGGAGUCUACCGCCACCCUGCCCCUAUGGGAGCAGAUGAAGAGGCUCAAUCCUCCUGCGCCUGACCCACGCACCAUCCCCUACAUCUGGAAGUACGAUGAGAUCCGGCCGCUCCUCAUCCAAGCAGGCGAACUCGUCACAGAGAAACAGGCCGAGAGAAGAGUCCUCAUGCUCGUCAAUCCCAAGCGCGAGGCGCCGUUCACAACGGACACGCUCUACGCCGGCCUGCAGCUGGUCAUGCCGCACGAGACGGCACCAGCGCACCGGCACACAGCCUUCGCCAUGCGCUUCGUCAUCGAGGGGUCUGGCGGCUUCACCGCCGUGCACGGCCGGCGCGUGCCGAUGCAGCGCGGCGACGUGAUCCUGACGCCGACGUGGAACUGGCACGACCACGGCAACGGCGGCUCGCAGCCCAUGAUCUGGCUCGACGGCCUCGACCUGCCCAACUUCGUCCACUUCCCCGUCCACUUCGUCGAGCACUACAAGGACCCGCGGUACCCGGCCGAGGACAUCGAUACCGAUGAUUCGCCCAUCGUGUUUCCGUGGGCGAAGAUGAAGGGGAGGUUGGAUGGGACGGCGGGCGAGUGGGUGGCUGUGCCGUAUCUGAAGGAGGAUGGGAGGGAAGUGAGCCGCAUCUUGGGUGGCUCGGCGGAGCGCCUCAACUCGGGUAGCACAUCGCCUUCCAGACGUGAGACUUCUUCGGCGGUCUACCACGUCAUCGAGGGUUCCGGAUAUUCGGAGAUCAAUGGGGAGAUGAUUGCCUGGAAGAGGGGUGACACAUUCUGCAUUCCGUCAUGGUACCGGUACCAGCAUUUUGCCUCCCCUGGCGAGACUGUCUAUCUGUACCGGUUCGAUGAUAAGCCGAUGCUGAAAUCGUUGGGUUUCUACAGAACGGAGGAGAUGGAUGAGAAUGCCCUGCUGUCUGACUGA
This is a messenger RNA of Lasiodiplodia theobromae, 1017 nucleotides long. RefSeq names its product Gentisate -dioxygenase protein. The transcript is spliced from 3 exons. NCBI's taxonomy places the organism in Eukaryota, Fungi, Ascomycota, Dothideomycetes, Botryosphaeriales, Botryosphaeriaceae. The record is from RefSeq and is a predicted model, not a curated record. Gene Ontology annotation, molecular function: dioxygenase activity. Bases 1 to 1017 code for a protein of 338 amino acids.